Molecule: messenger RNA, 624 nt
Organism: Monoraphidium neglectum
Lineage: Eukaryota; Viridiplantae; Chlorophyta; Chlorophyceae; Sphaeropleales; Selenastraceae
Exons: 4
Coding region: 1-624 (207 amino acids)
Source: RefSeq, a predicted model, not a curated record
AUGGGCGGCAGCGGCGAUUACCUCGGACUGGCCGAUGCAGUGAUCUGCAUGGACAGCUACCGCGUCCUGGAUCUAACUCAGCGCGCCCGGGACAUCGCGGCGGCCCACGACCGCGCGGCCGCCGGCGCGGCGCCCUCCGCACCCGCGGCCCCGCCGGCCCCGGCCGGAGGCCUCAGCAGCAGCAGCGGCGGCGGCGGCGGCGGCGGCAGCGGCGGCGGCGGGCGCUCGGUGCAUAUCCCUGGGUACGGCCCCGUGGCGCAGCGGGCGCCGGCGGCGGUGUAUUCGGAGGGGCCCGACGGUUUGAAGGUGGCGGCACGGGCGCUGGGGCUGAUCAGCUACGGCAGCCAGGAGGUCCAGCUGUCGGCUGUGGAGCAGCUGGUGGACCGCUCCCAGACGCGGGCGAUCGCCGACGCCCUCAAGUGGCUGCACGCGCGCGUCGCACGCGGCAGCGGCGGCGGCGGGCGGCGGACGCUGACUCAGCUGCUGGCUGAGCUGGAGGCCGAGUUGGACCAAAAGGGCCUCGACGCCCUGUCGCCGCGGCAGCUGCUGGGCAGCUACGCGCGGCCGCGGCGCUUCGAGGUCGCGGCGGCGCUAAACCGGAUAAGGACGCUGCAAGUCGCGUGA